AUGGUUCACAUGAACGAGAGCGUGAAUCCCAACAUCUCGCGAAAUCCUCAUGUGACGAAAGGUGUGUUCGAUCGCCGCCCAAUCUACUGCGAUGGACCAAUACUUAGGACGGUCCAGGACUCGUUUAUGUUCCCUGAUUCGAAGCAUUUCGUCGACAUGUCGUUAAAAUUCGAUCCAAUUGCGACAUUGAGGAACUUCGACGAACUUGGCGAUAAAGCGAAGGAUAUUGCUGUACUUAGAGAAUUUGUCAAUUCUCAUUUUAAUCCUCCGGGAUCGGAACUCGUGGAAUGGGAUUCGUUUUGGAUAUUGAAAGGUCUCAUUUUCUCUGAAAUGUACGAAACAGCGAGAGGAAUCAUUAAAAAUCUUGCGUUUAUGGUCGAUAAUCAUGGGUUUGUGCCAAAUGGUGGCCGUGUGUACUAUCUCACACGUUCCCAGCCACCGCUCUUAAUACCAAUGGUGUACGACUACUUUCUCGGUACCGGCGAUUUAGAUUUUGUUCUGGAGGUGCUACCAACACUUGAGAAGGAAUAUCUGUUUUGGAUAAAACAGAGAUCUCGAAUCUACAAAGACGAGAAUGGUACAGAAAAAUUCCCAUAUUACCAAUAUAGAGCGACGCUGAAAGUCCCACGUCCAGAAUCAUACCGUGAAGAUUACGAAAUGGUUCACCACUUGAAAAGAGAUGAUAUAGAAGAGAAGACGCGUAUGUGGUCGGAAAUUGCAUCGGCAGCCGAGACAGGCUGGGAUUUUUCGACGAGGUGGUUUGCUCAAGAUGGUGAAGACAAGCAUGCAAUGAGAAGUAUU
Molecule: messenger RNA, 801 nt
Organism: Ostertagia ostertagi
Lineage: Eukaryota; Metazoa; Nematoda; Chromadorea; Rhabditida; Trichostrongylidae
Source: the annotation of a GenBank genome assembly